Messenger RNA from Aphidius gifuensis, 1767 nucleotides. Its product is annotated as fatty acid synthase-like. Gene Ontology annotation, biological process: fatty acid biosynthetic process. The transcript is spliced from 4 exons. Gene Ontology annotation, molecular function: fatty acid synthase activity; 3-oxoacyl-[acyl-carrier-protein] synthase activity. Lineage: Eukaryota; Metazoa; Arthropoda; Insecta; Hymenoptera; Braconidae. The coding region runs from base 145 to 1767 and encodes 540 amino acids. The record is from RefSeq and is a predicted model, not a curated record.
UUUAAAAUCUCAUUAGAAUUUAUGAAUGUCUAUGAGCUUCAACUUUCAAAUAAAUAGACGAGCCCGACUGUCUAGUAUCACAAAAAAAAAAAGUAUAACAGUUUAAUUGUCAGUGUUUGCACAAUUACUCGCAACAAGCCAACAAUGAAUUCUGAAGAAAAUAUUGUUAUCUCUGGAGUUGCUGGAAGAUUUCCAGAGUCAGAUAAUGUCAAAGAACUUGAAAAAAAUCUUUUCAAUAAAAUUGACAUGGUGACUGAAGAUACACGUCGCUUUAAAAAUGAUAAUCCUGAGUUACCAAAAAGAAUGGGAAAAAUAAAUAACAUCAAUAAAUUUGAUGCAUUAUUUUUUGGUAUAAAUCCAAAUCAGGCUAAUGCAAUGGAUCCAAUGAGCAGAAUGUUGAUGGAACAUGCAUACGAAGCAAUUGUUGAUGCUGGUAUUAAUCCAUCUACAUUAAAAGGCAGUAAAACUGGUGUUUUUAUUGCAGCAUGUUUUUCAGAAACUGAAAAAAUAUGUCUCUAUGAAAAAAAAUGGGCUAAUAAUGGAUAUGGAAUAACUGGUUGUAGCAAAGCUAUGUAUGCAAAUCGUUUGUCAUAUUGGCUUGGACUUACUGGACCAAGUUAUACAGUUGAUUCAGCAUGUAGUUCAAGUAUUGUUGCUAUUGAAAAUGCAUAUAGAUCAAUUAAAAGUGGUCAGUGUGAUGCAGCAUUAGUUGGUGCUGCUAAUUUAUGUCUUCAUCCAAGUUUAUCAUAUCAAUAUACUAAAUUAGGUGCUCUUAGUCCUGAUGGUUAUUGUAAAACUUUUGAUGCUGAUGCAAAUGGCUUUGUUCGUGCUGAAGCAGUUGGCAUUAUUUAUUUACAAAAAUUAAAAAAUGCAAAACGUGUAUAUGGCACUAUUGUUAAUUGCAAAACAAAUUGUGAUGGAUAUAAAGAACAAGGUAUAACAUUACCUUCAAGUUUAAUGCACAGUAAUCUCAUUCGUGAAUUGUAUGAUGAAUGUAAAGUAUCACCAAAUGAUGUUAAAUAUAUGGAAGCACAUGGAACAGGCACUAAAAUUGGUGAUCCUCAAGAAAUUAUGGCUAUUGAUAUUGGAUUAUGUAGUAAUAGAAAAGAACCACUUAUUGUUGGUUCAAUAAAAACAAAUUUAGGACAUGCUGAAUCAGCAAGUGGAAUUGUAUCAGUUACUAAAAUUAUAAUUGCCAAUGAAACUGGUAAAAUACCACCAAAUUUACAUUUUAAUAAAGCAAAAAAAGGCUUAAAAGCUAUUGAAGAAGGUCGUAUUAGAAUUAUCACUGAAGCUGAAAAUUGGAAUGGUGGUUAUGCAGGUGUAAGUGGUCUAGGAUUUGGUGGAUCAAAUGCACAUUGUCUUAUUAAAUCAAAUGAUAAAGAAAAAAUUAAUAAUGCUUUACCAAAUGAUGAUCUUCCAAGACUUGUUAUGGUAUCUGGAAGAACUGAAUAUGCUGUUAAAUAUAUACUUGAUGAUAUUGAAAAUCGUCCAAUUGAUGUUGAAUUUAUUAAACUUCUUCAUGACAUUCAUGCUGAUCGUAUUGAUGGUCAUUUAUAUGGUGGCUAUACUAUUUUGAAUACAAUAAAUUCAAUAGAAAAAACACUUCAGUCAAAUUGUGAAAAAGUUAUUAGUAGAAAAAUUGACAUUUUACCACAAAAAAAACAUUCAGUUUGGUUUGUUUUCUCAGGCAUGGGAUCUCAAUGGCCAACAAUGGGAAAAUCAUUUCUUUUGACAAUAUUUACUGAAGCAAUACGUAAAUGUUAA